AUGUAUUCGUCAUCCCUGGAACCUUUCCCUUCACAUGGUUUGGUGCACAUAUCGUUGUAUAGGAACGUAAAGAAUGCGAAAGAAUUGCGCAAACGACUUCUUUCUCGUGAUCUAGAAUUAAGUUAUGCUUUCAUUGACGCAAAAGUAAUUCUUGACAAAUUCCAGGUUCUCGUGGCAUCUAACAUUGCAAUAUACAACGAAACACACCAUAAGCUUAGAACACACAAUGUCCAUUCGGAGAUUGUGUACAGUCUUUCUCCAAGCACGAAUAUUCGAGAAUCGUUGAAAAAUCACGGAUUGUCUGACGACACUACUGACGUUGUCAUAGUCAAAGUAGGAGAAUCUGCUGAAACUAUACAAACACAUUUAACAAAAAUUAUCAAAGGAGAGGAAAGAGAUGUGGAGGAGAUGACCGGUUGUGUUGACCUGGCAAGGGUGAAGAAGUACUACAAAAUAGCAGAUAGCAUUUCCGAUCGAGAAGAGUUACUUAAAGCCGUCGUUGGCUCCAUUGCCAUUAAAAAUCUCAGUUGA
Messenger RNA from Paraglomus occultum, 531 nucleotides. The record is from the annotation of a GenBank genome assembly. NCBI's taxonomy places the organism in Eukaryota, Fungi, Glomeromycota, Glomeromycetes, Paraglomerales, Paraglomeraceae.